This is a messenger RNA of Fusarium venenatum, 1101 nucleotides long. RefSeq lists its product as uncharacterized. NCBI's taxonomy places the organism in Eukaryota, Fungi, Ascomycota, Sordariomycetes, Hypocreales, Nectriaceae. The record is from RefSeq and is a predicted model, not a curated record.
AUGGAAACUGGCAUCAGCAUUUCUUUCGACGACCCCCCAAACUCCAAAUUCUAUCGCAGCGGGUCGAUAGUUAAGGGGACAGUAAAACUGAACCAUUCGGGAUCUCCAAGACUCUCGAUCAAACUGAGAUGCGAUUCGAGUGUUAGGCGAAAGGACUUUCACCAGAUUUGGCAUCGCCUGCUUGACUUGGACAUGCAAAUUGAGAAAAGUACUUCGCCACCUCUAGAUUAUUGGAAUCACACCGUUCCGUUCUCUUUUGUACUUCCUGGCAGUCAUGAAGGCUGCUCCCAUGAUGUGGACAGCACACAAAUUCAAAAGCUUCAUUCAUGCCUCCCGCCUACAAUAUCUCACCUGGACAAAGAAGCAAGACGAGCUAUGUUUCCAGCAGGUGUUGAAAUCGAGUAUAUUAUCGUUGCGGAAGUCUGGUCGUAUGGACGUACACGAAUGGAAAUUGGGCGACCAUUCAAUGUUCUACCGGCUCUCGUUGAACAUUCACUUUUGAUACCAAAUAUGGUUGACGAUACAAAGAUGACAGCCACUCAACAACUUAAAUCAAAGUUCUUCACAGGCAACUCAGGACAUAUCAAUUUGUCUGUAAACCCACCUACGACUCUAGUCCUCCCCGUUGGUAGUGGAAGUCUCCCACCAAUCGACAUUACUGGCUUCUUCUGCUUAGAAUUCUCCAAAGGCAAGCCUGCUCUCCCUCAAAGCUGUAUCUUCUCUGCAAAGUUCGAGUCACAAACGUGGUCACAAACAGCACCCAUGCAAGAACUACCAGAUAUCCAAGAGGUCAAGAACUGCCAUAGUGUCUCUGAAGUUCUUGAAAGAAACGCGGAGAUGAAUUUAGUCUGGGAAAGAAAUGCGUCUGAAGAGACAAACACUGUCGCAUCAUCGAGUGUCCAAAACUUCACGGCUCAAAUUAAAGCUCUGAUUCCGGCCUUCUCAUCGUCCGAAAGGGUUUUUCCGCCAACGUUCUAUUCUUGCCUGAUUGCAAGAACGUAUCGCCUACAUAUCACGAUCAUCAUUGCAUCAGUACCCCUAAGAUUGGUUCUACCCCUACAGUUGUAUAUCAAGAAUGAGGGUUCAAGCGGGAAAUGCUAA